Ostrea edulis (European flat oyster) is the source of this 1195-nucleotide messenger RNA. Its product is annotated as transforming growth factor-beta-induced protein ig-h3-like. Gene Ontology annotation, biological process: extracellular matrix organization; cell adhesion. Gene Ontology annotation, cellular component: extracellular matrix. Bases 107 to 1054 code for a protein of 315 amino acids. Gene Ontology annotation, molecular function: cell adhesion molecule binding. NCBI's taxonomy places the organism in Eukaryota, Metazoa, Mollusca, Bivalvia, Ostreida, Ostreidae. The transcript has 6 exons. The record is from RefSeq and is a predicted model, not a curated record.
AUCAGUACUAACACACACAGCUUGUGUUACCCUCAGUGUAAACCAUUCACAAUUAAUCUCAAUAUACACAUACGACUGUGUCGAAAACACGGCGAAAUCGUAGAAAAUGAAUUCGUUCAGGGAUUUCGGAUACGUACAAUGUGUGAUUAUGUGUGCCUUUUGUUUUGAAGCAACUCUGUUUGAACUCGGGGGUAAUAAUUCUUCGUUGGACACUACUGUCAGCGUCCUAGAUGUUGCCGAAAGUCUUGGAGCAACCACGUUCUUGGAUUUUGUCCGUAAAACAAAUCUGACAGGGAAUUUUACUCAAACAGGGUCAAUAACAGUGUUUGUACCAUCCAACCAGGCUUUUGAGGACAUUCCAAAGGAAGAAAAGGAUAAUCUGCAGGAUUUAUCAUAUGUCAAGUUCAUCCUACUAUACCAUAUCGUACAUGGUGUCCACGAAAAACGCAGCUUCCGAAACGAAGUCCAAUAUAAUUCUGAAAGCAGACAAGAGGCCCAGAGUGAACUACUAAAAGUCCGUAUGAAUGUUUAUCACCGAGGAGAGAUUAUUACAGCAUCUGGAAGUCCAAUUAUUAAUUUUGACAACAAGGCAACCAAUGGAAUGGUUCAUAUCCUGUCACGUGUCAUGUAUCUACCUCCAUCGUUUGGUUCGAUUACCCGACUCACAUCUCUUCCGAUCACGCGUUACGUUUCCUACGGAUUGUUAGACGGUGGUCUGGCGGAGAAACUCAACAGAAAAGAGCCAUACACCCUCUUCGCGCCCUCAGAUCUGGCCUUUGAAGCACUACCAAACAAAACGAUGGAUCUUUUCAUUAGGAAUAAAACCGCCAUUCACCGUUUGAUGGAGAAUCAUAUUUUGUCCGGUACAUAUUUUAGUAAGGGAAUGGAAGCAAACGACACAUUUAAAACAAUGCUUGGAGAAACACUGACAGUCGAUUCUAUCAAAGGUAAUGUGACAGUCAGUGGCGCCCUCCUCGUGCUCCCGGAUUUUACCGCCACAAAUGGGGUAGUUCACAUAACCACAAAAGUCUUCCUACCACCCGAUUUUUGCUGAAUUAGAGGUCGACCGUACAUGUUGUAUUUAUGUGAUAGAGUUUACGAUGGAAUGUUUGACGAUGUAGUCUUUGUUCUUGCUCAUUACAACCUUCAUCGUUUUCAUUGUCUUAAAAUGAUGACGACGAUCUAGGGUACAUAU